UCUCUCUCAGCAAAUGCGUGUCUGAUGGAUUACAGACUCCCGCAGGCGCACCACCCCCAACCAUAUGUCGGCCCUUCCUACUCAUACCUCUUAAACCCUACCCCUGACUUUAAUCCGACCGUCGGGCACGAUAAUUCCGCCCCAUCUGCCGAUCCCGGGGUUCUCCGUCCGCCAGGCGGAGACCCCUAUGCCGCGCACGCUGGCGGUUAUGAGGGGUACCUCGCCGGAUCCUACCCCUAUAUCCAGGAGACGGCGGCGGGGACGGCGACGGCCGGCGGGGUGGGUUUGACGUCGUACUAUUAUGGCGCUGGAGGAGGGGAGGCGCACACCAGCUUUGGAGCUAUGAGGAAGGCUGUCAGUACCAGGAAAACCUUUGAAGAUUUGGAGACAAAGAAACAGAAGCUUAUUCAGGGAGGUGCAGCUGCUGAUUCUGUCAGAGUUUGCACAGUGUGCAAUGUCGUCUGCAAUAGUGACACAGUUUUUGCUGCACAUCUUGCAGGAGAAAAGCAUACCAUGAAGGCACUAGGAAGAAGUUCCAGUGGGCUGGCUUCCAACCUUGUGAAACCCAUAAAUUGGACAAAAGUGGCACAAGUGGCAUUUAAAAGUGGAAUAAACAAGGGCUUGAAAAAGACUCCCAAGGUUGUGAAAUCUGUGUAUUGUGAGGUUUGUAGGAUUGAUUGUAACAGCCAAGAAGUCCUCAACAGCCACAAACUGGGCAAGAAACAUAAGCGAAAUUUGCAGAAGCUGCAGGAGUCCAUCACACCAAAGCCCAUGAAUGCUCCUGUUGCGACUGCUGGGAAGGAAAAUGCAGCAACUGGCAAAGAUAAAGUUGCAGAUGCACAAAUGAAGAGAGACGCAUUCCCAGCAUCCAAGCAGGAUUUGGAGACAAAGAAAAGAAAGGUCUUGGAAGGAGGGGCACCUGCAGAUGCGGUUAGAGUUUGCUCUCUUUGCGAUGUUGUUUGCAACAGCCAGAAAGUCUUUGAUUUACAUGUUGCAGGGCAGAAACACCUUGCUGUGGUGAAGAAACAACAGGAGGCAACGCUUAGCUAGGCGCAGUCUGAAUGGUGAAAGGCAUGUCUUGUGGGGUGCCUUUUUCUUUUGUGGUUCAUUGAACCAUAGUCUAAACCCCUUUUAGGUCUUUCAGGUUGAAUGAUCACAUUCUAAACCCCUUUUAGGUCUUUCAGGUUGAAUGAUCACAUUCUGGCUAUCAGAUAUGGAAGACAAGUUGAAUUUGGUUUCCGCCAAGCCAUUGGGUGUUGGAACCAGCAGCUGUUAGUUUGAAACAUGAUACUUGUAAAGUUUCUUCUGAAUUUGAUUUUUCAAGGGAAAUGUCAACUAAAAACAUGUAUGUCUGGGAAUAUUGUCUCACAUGUUCCAGUUUUCAUGUUGCAUUUCAAACACUUACUUUUGAAUGAAGCUUGACACUCUAAGAUGUGCUUUAAGAUCCAGAA
Molecule: messenger RNA, 1451 nt
Organism: Elaeis guineensis (African oil palm)
Lineage: Eukaryota; Viridiplantae; Streptophyta; Magnoliopsida; Arecales; Arecaceae
Molecular function (GO): zinc ion binding; nucleic acid binding
Source: RefSeq, a predicted model, not a curated record